This is a messenger RNA of Phialemonium atrogriseum, 1527 nucleotides long. RefSeq names its product glycoside hydrolase/deacetylase. Lineage: Eukaryota; Fungi; Ascomycota; Sordariomycetes; Cephalothecales; Cephalothecaceae. The transcript has 7 exons. The coding region runs from base 6 to 1385 and encodes 459 amino acids. Gene Ontology annotation, molecular function: chitin binding; hydrolase activity, acting on carbon-nitrogen (but not peptide) bonds. The record is from RefSeq and is a predicted model, not a curated record. Gene Ontology annotation, biological process: carbohydrate metabolic process.
ACACAAUGAAGUGGUCGUCUGCCCUCCUCGCCGCCUCGUGCGGACUGGUGGCCGCACAUGGCGACCUCCCCGUCCCCAAGCUCGUGGGAGCCAGGAAGUUCCUGUCUGAGAUGAAGGCUCACCGCGAGCCUAUCUUCCCACAGCCCCGGAACGCCGAACGCAAACAACAUGAGCACGUCCAGAGACAAGGAAACCACGACAAGCGCCAGAACAUCAACGGCAAAUGUGGUCCGAGAGAUGGUAGCUGCGCCGUUGGCUACUGCUGCUCUGAUGCUGGAUGGUGCGGCCUAGGUGACGAAUACUGCCCAGCUCCCGACUGCCAGAUCAACUAUGGUCCUGGCUGUGAUGCGAACCAAAAGCCGUCCGGGGUUGAUACCUCGUCAGUACCUCGCCCCAAGCUUGGGAAUGUUCUUGUUAGCGGUGUCGGUAUCUAUGACUGCGAGGAGGCUGGUGACAUUGCGAUCACCUUCGAUGACGGGCCAUAUAUCUACACGAAUGAUUUGCUCGACAAGCUUGCGAGUUACGGAGCAAAGGCUACGUUCUUUAUUACCGGAAAUAAUAUCGGAAAGGGGAUGAUCAACGACCCCUCCACUGGCUAUCCGGCCGUUAUCAAGCGAAUGCACGCCGAAGGUCAUCAAAUCGCCAGUCAUACCUGGUCACACCAAAACGCCAGCCAGUUGACAAACAAUCAGUUCACGAAUCAAAUAGUCUGGAACGAGAUCGCCCUCAACUCAAUUCUGGGCUUCUUCCCCGCCUAUAUGCGCCCCCCCUAUUCGGUCUGUGACAAGACUUGCCAGGACAUCCUCCGAGUCUUAGGUUACCACAUCAUCUACUUUGAUCUGGACACCGAAGGGUACCUGAUGGACGACCCCAAACUCAUCCAGAACAGCAAAAACAUCUGGGACAAGGCCAUCGACAAGUCCCACCCCGCCACUGACAACUUCCUCCACAUCGAGCACGACAUCCACUACCAGAGCGUGUACAACCUGACCGACUACUUCCUCGCCUCGCUCUUCAAGCACGGCUACAGGUCCGUCACAGUCGGGCAAUGCCUGGGCGAUCCGCAAUCGAACUGGUAUCGCGCUGGUCCCGGAGGAACGACAAUACCCAGCGCGGGACCCACCUCGACCAGACCGGGAACGACGACGCGGCGUCCGACGGCAACUAGCACCGCUCGCCAGAGCACCUCAACGGCCCUGCCAACUGAUACGCCCAUCAGGUCCAGAAUCUCCAAGGACGGCUCCUGUGGCAUGGAUAGUGGCCGCUACACGUGCGCUGGAAGCUCGUUCGGGCAGUGCUGUAAUCUCGACGGCGAGUGUGUCGAUACUACCCUGGGCUGUCUUUCUAUCUUGGGUUGCCAACCAGACUACGGGACCUGCAUUUGAGAUAUCGGGAUCGGGACCGGGGGAAAGCAUGCCGUACGUAGAUUCCUGCAUGUUAUAUAUUUCGAGACAUCUUGUUCUCUCUGGACAACAGACCAGGUACUGGUCAUUGUCAGCUCCUUUAUGCAAGCCACACGGGUUAGAG